AUGGUACCGCCAUCUUCAACUACUGCAAAAUCAAUUAAUCCUGAGCCGAGACCUUCAACUCCUUCUGAGCCUGAAUCCAGUGAACCUCGACAUCCUUGGUUCCGAUUUUUCUUGAAUUCAAAAGAUAAAUCACCUCGAAAGCCUAAAAUCAACACUCCAGACUCAUCUGCGGAUCUCAUCAACACACCAUCGACGAGCAGGAAGAAAGUAGGCUGGUCAGAAAAGUACGAUUACAAAGAUCCUCCUAGAAUUAUCACCGAUCGAAAGACACUAUCUGCACAAGCUCUAUCGCCUUUGACACCAUCAGCGGAGCGAAAAGCGACGAAAUCAAUACUGAAGACACACCAUGUUCCUGACCCUACACAAAAUAUUGUGCCUUCCAAAGGCGACGACACGACAUUAACCUCAAAACCUUUGAUGGUCGAUGCUAGAAUGUUGGAAUCAAUAUCGAAACAAUUAGCUGGGAAAGACAGGGGAUCGAAGCUAGAUGCAUACACGACCUUAUCGGGCGCCUUAAAGGCUUGCGACAAUGUUCCGGACCGAAAGGCUUUAUCGGACAAGAUGGAUUUGAUACUUCAAUUCAUGAAGCGGGACUUAAAUGCCAAGCUUGAAACUGGAGCUCUUGAUACCCAACUUGCGAAAGAGGCUUUAGUACUUAUGUCUAGCUUUCUCUAUAAGAAGUCAAUCGCAGAUAUGUUGACCCCCGAAUUCAAUGGCUAUAUUGUGGACUACGCCUUGAAGACUUUUGAGAAUCCUGGAAUGUCGAAGGAGGUUGUCAGACAUCUGAUGUUUAUAAUUGCACAGCAAAAGUUCUCGGCAAGGAUCAUGACAGCUGAUAGGGUUACAAAGCUGAUAUCUGCGAUUCAUAACAUCGAGGAUUAUGUGCGAGGCAAAAGCAUCGUAGAACAGCGCAUCAACAUCUACCGAACUUUUCUUAGGCAAUCCAGAGCUCAUAUGAUUUCUAAUUCAGACUGGCUUGGGGAUCUCUUCAGCGAUAUGCUCAACAGCUAUUCAAAUAUACAGACUGCUGCUAUUGCGUUUGGUGAAGAGGCUGGCCUUGAACUCGGGACGGAGAGCAAAAUAUCCUCAAAAGUCACAGAGAUCUUCAAAGGGUCGGAUGGAAAGGAUGUCAAGUAUGUUGACUUUUUUGCCGAGAGACUGCGAAUUAUGGCAAAGAAACCUUCAAGCUCUACACCACGUAUAUGGGCGGCCGUCAUAUUAUUUCUCCGUGCUCGACCUAAACAGCUAGAGCACUGGGCCUUUAUCAAGACAUGGCUCGACGUAAUCAAAGUCUGCUUCAAUUCCAGUGACCAAAACACAAAAUUAGCGGCAAAUCUGGCAUGGAAUCGCAUGAUUUUUGUGAUAACUCUAGAGGAAAAGGUCUCGUUUAGUAUGAUUAACACACUUAGCCAACCCUUGAUCUUACAACUUCCAAGAAAAGAUGUUCGUAAAAUCUCAAACUCCGACAAUCUGCAUCGCAAGUCAACUCUGAGCAGUAUAUGCAAUUUAUUUUAUUACUCGGUGAAGCCAAAUACAACCCAAGCCCAGCUUGAUACAUUUUGGGAUACAUAUAUAAUUCAGAUCGUUCGAGACAAACUCAUUCCCACUGACUUCGUGGAAAAUCCUGCGUUGGCCAAGCAAGAUCUGGGUGACGCGUGCAAUAUCCUUUGUGGUUUGUUCAACGCUCAUACCCAACGGCCGUGGAUACCAACCAGGGCUCUGAAUGAUAAUGCUGUCACACCUCGAGAGCUUCCAGGAUUUGAUCCGCGAUGGCUACGUAAAAGCGCAUCUCGAGUCUUCUCUGUUCUGAGUCCACUUAUGGAGCUGCUUUUUUGGGAGCUUGCUCUCCCUAAAAGCAGAAUAUCACUUCUUUGGGAAACUUACAUUUUCUCAAUCUCAUCCGCAGCGGCAAAAGAGGUCAAGACCUCGAAUGAUACCAUGUCAUGCCUUGCUUUUCUUUUCAGCACAUUGUACAAAAUUUGGCAAAAAGGACCAGAUGGCUUGCAUACAUUGACAUCUCAUCGCAAAAACGAAGCAAACUUUUUGGCUAACUUUCAAGUGAUUGUAACUACUGCUAUAAGUGGUUUGGGGGUAUUACCAUUUACCGAAAGGCUUCUAUCCAUGGGGCAACAAGAUGAUUUCAUUGUCGUUGCGACCCCUUCACAUCGACCCGGAAAAACAAAAGGCGACAUUAGAUCACCACUUCAUCAUCUAUUGCUUCUAAUUUCUAGCCCUCCUCUCGGCUUUAAGCAUGGUUUAAAAUUCUCAGAAAUGGCCGAAGCGAUACUUAUGCCUUUUUUCGAAACUCGACGUUCGAGUAAGGGUAAAAUGGAUUUGGUCAAGGACCUUCUAGAAAUUCUUCCUACGGAUGUUAAUGAGUCGUGCGGAGCUCUUUGGUCAAUUCUUGCAAAACUUGCUACAGCAGCAAUAAAUUUUCGAGACGACGUUGUCGUGACCAGCACCAUUCAUGAUUCCCGUCCCCUUGGCGCCGAAUAUCGCAGUGUUGCAAGAAUUCUCGACGUCGGGAUUGACCUAUCACCAAAGGAGCCUUUGAAAGGAUGGGAAGAUCUUUUUCAAGCUUUGGUAACAUCUGCGACCACUGACUCGGGGCACGGAGGCAGAGCCAUCGUUGUUAUUGAGCCAAUAGCCAAGGCUUUGGCCUCAAAUUGGCGAUCGGAUGACGAUUAUUGUGGUAAUAAAGUAGUAUACUGCCAAAUCCUAGUCAAAGAAGCAUCAUAUCCGAAAGACCGACAAGCCUUGGAUGCAGCUCGGAGGCGUCUUUGGGGAAGUGCAACUGCUGGUCCAAAAAUCCACAUCUUCGAUCCGUAUUUCCAACUAUACCAAUAUAUUUCUCGGUGCUUGAGAUGUUCAUAUACGGAGCUUUCAUCUAAUGAUCAUAUCACCAUAUGUGGUCUUCUUGGUGAGGUUGAAGCGCUUUUAGUACGAUGUCCAAAAGUUUUGUUUGGCGAAACUUUGACUCAACUUCAAAAUGGGAUUAUUUGCUGGAUAAGCGACGAAGAAGCAAAACUGCAUGGUGGAAGUGAUUUAUCCCGAUCCGUUAAUUCUCUCUGGAAUAAAAUCUGUUCAUUGUUGAGUUCUACUGAUCUAUCAAAAAAUUUGAACAAUCUUGAACCAUUAUUGUGCGCUGGCUUAGGAAGCAAGCGUGUGUAUAUUGCAAACUCAGCCAUAGAAAUGUGGAAGGAUGCAUUUGGUUCUUUCAAGGGUGACUUGCAGUAUCCUCCCAUGGUAAAAGAAGUCUUGUCUAGGGUCCUCCCGAUGACGGACCUCUCCCUUGCAUCAUUAUCCGAGAGCUCCGAAAACCAAAUAUCAAACAAUCAUCGUCAACUUCUCGAUAUCCUUGAUACACAGACAGACAUCAACAUUUUUAAUGAAGUCAAUCUACCAAAAAUUUCGAACAAAGCUCCUUCUUCCAUUGUGAUUCAAGCACACAAACAAAAAUCGAUAAAUUCAUCUCCACGAGUUAUUGAAGUCAACAAGGCGGGAUCUCGAAAGAGGUCUCGUGAGACAACCCCGGAACCUGGGAAGAGGAAGUCAAGAAAGAAGGGUUUCGUUGCUAAAUUACGACAUGACGACUCCCAAAUUCAGUUCGAGGCGAUUGCUGGCUCCUCUCCCUUUUCGGAGACAACGUAUGACUCACAACUUUUGACCGAACGGCAGAAAGAGGUUAGAGAAAGACAAGCUGAAGAAGCAGCCAUGUUCUCAGAUAUCAGGUCUAGCCCUCACCUGAGCUCAAAGCUAACUCCCAAACAUGUCGAUAAUGACAUUGAACUACCUUCCCGUCACUCUGCUUCAAAGUUACUCUUAGAAACGCCAGCCAGUAGUGAAAGGCAGAGCACACCUGAUACUAAGAUUGUCGAAAAUCAGGAUAUGUUCCUAACAUCAUCGCCGACUCCAGCACGCCAUGUACUUUCAUCAAAAGAUGUCUCUCGCUCUCCUUCUUCGCCAGCUAUAAUGGUUGAUUCACAAAAGCGUCAGAUCCAAUUACCUAGAGAUAGUGAUAUGGCAAUCACGUCCUCCCCACCCGAAGCUAAGACAAGGAACAAUGUGCCGCGAGACGCUGUGAAUAUAGGCCAGAAUGACUUUGAGCAAUCGCCUUUACCGUCAUAUCAAUCAAUUUACCAAAGUACUUCGAUGCUCCCCACUUCUUCCGACGAAUUCAAUGUCACCUCGUUUCCUAAUAAUUUUCCGGAUGAGAUUAACAACAAUGUGACCACCAAUCGCUCAUUAGAUGCUCCUACACAAGUCGAUCCAUAUGAUUUUGAUUUGGGCCAAACCAUGUCUACGUACAGAAGUUCGCCUAGAGAUUCAGAUCUGGAUGAAGAUAUGGACGCAACUGUUGAACUUACUAGUAGCGAAGAGCAGGCUAGGGAUGAAGAGCUUCAGCAAAUAUUUGCUGACCAUAAAACUAGCAAAGCUUGGAGUGUCCAAGUUGCUGAGACCUUUAUGGAUCCAGUUAAAAACGAGAGGGCAAUCCUACCAUCCACCCCAAGACGAAGCCGACGUGGUGCAGCAGCGAUGCUGCCAGCUCCAAGCAGCUCCAAAGGCUAUGAUCUUGAUGCUAGGCCAAGUGUAACACAUUCGGACAGACCCACAAAUGACGAGGAGAUUUUCGAAGAUGCUACAUCGUCUCCACGAGGACUGCCACCCAGGAUACAAGAGUUGUCAAUGACAAACACUAUGCUUAACAACAGUUCUUCUCCUCUGAGCGAUAUUGACGAAUCUAGCUUUAUCAAACUCGCAAAAUCAGUGGAUCGGGCGUUAGCUGAGAACCAAGGUGGAGUUCUUCGUCAAACUCACGCAUCUGCAGAAUUAGCUACUGUCUCUGUUCAUGCCGAGCCCAUUCGCAAAAUUCCGAGCCCAAACCGUCGGUCUCCAAUACGUCCUGUGUCUCAAUCAUCGGCUAUUCAAUCUGUCAUUCUUGAGACUCCGGCACCACAGCUUUUAAACAGGAAUGGAAAAGAGAACGCGUUACAUGGAUCCGUGGCUGAUGACUCUGACUCCGGCUCUAUUACUAGUGCAGCACCUCAUGCAGGGCAGCAGCAGGCGCGUCCAACCAAUACGAUCAAGAGUCCAAAGAGAUUCAAUAAGAAGAAUACGCCAAACAAGUUCAAGGUUGAGGAUAAAACUAGAGGCGAUGGUGAUGGUGAUACGCCAGCGAAGAAGCGAAAAUUCGACGAGACCCUUGAAGUUGGCAGUGCGGUGGUUGGCAGUCAAGAGGCAUCUCGAAAUGCUUUAUCAGUGCCACCAAUAAAGAAGAGAAAGGGUCGUCCCGCGAAGACACCAGAGCCUGUUGCAACACAAAGUAUUUCCGAAGCCCAAUCUGCUCAGUCUCAACGAUCUGGACGAGCCACUCGGAGAAAUACACGAUCGUCAAGGGCUAAGACUAUUCUUGAAAACAAUUCAAGCAUGAGUGUAUCGAGAGAAUUCAGUUCUGUCCCAGAUAUCACUGAGACCGGUUCGUCGGUAAUCGCCAACGACCGCCCUACUAUGCCAGUUUCUAGUACUGAAGCUGUUGAUGGUAUCACUCGCAAUGAUUCAGAGCAUGCGGGAAAAAUUAGUCCAGUACUUGAGCAAUUCGAUGAACCGGAGCUAGAUUUUGUGGAGGAAACUUUACUACAAUCGCAAAUAGCUGAGGAGAUGGAGUUCGGAUCACAGAAAGCCAACGAUGAUCAACAGGCGGAAAUAGUCGAGCCUGCUACAGCCGCUCCCACAUAUCAAACUAUCAAGGAGAGGCUACUGAGCUUAGUUAGGGAUCUUGGCGAUGCUGCUCUGAAUCGAGAGGAAGGAAAUGAAGUAGAAGAUAUAUUUAUGGAUGCAAAAGUCCAAUUGUAUGGAGCAAUCAGGCGAGGAAGACAAUCGGCUGAUGAUUGA
Botrytis fragariae is the source of this 5892-nucleotide messenger RNA. RefSeq names its product putative telomere length regulator protein. Lineage: Eukaryota; Fungi; Ascomycota; Leotiomycetes; Helotiales; Sclerotiniaceae. The coding region runs from base 1 to 5892 and encodes 1963 amino acids. Gene Ontology annotation, cellular component: nucleus. The record is from RefSeq and is a predicted model, not a curated record. The transcript is spliced from 3 exons. Gene Ontology annotation, biological process: telomere maintenance.